UUGUGGGAGGAAGAUGUGGCCAGGCAGGGCCUAUAUAAAGAGUGAGCAAGAUGUGGUUUCUUCACGCCUGUCAGAUUCCCUGACUGAGAGUAGAGAUGGCUCCUGUCAUAGCUUUCCUCACAUGCACCUGGGCUCUCCUGCCACUACUUGUGGCAUCUGAAGCCCCUCCAGGCUGUAUUUUCCCCUUCCUUUUCAAUGGCAGAUACUACUCUUCGUGCACCACUGAUGGCAGCCCCGACCAACAGCUGUGGUGCGCCACAACCGACAACUAUGACAAGCAUCGUAAAUGGAAGCCGUGUGCUCUUAAAGAAUAUGGAGGCAACUCGAAUGGAGCAGAAUGUGUUUUCCCCUACACCUACAAGGGCCAUACUUACUACACCUGCACUAACAAAUUCGAAAUAAGAAAGCGGUACUGGUGUGCUACAACAGGAAGCUAUGAUAAGGACAAGCAGUGGAGCUUCUGCGCUGACACCAGACUAGAUGCAAAUUUAGCUACGGGGCCCUGCAUAUUCCCUUUCGUCUUCCAAGGCAAGUGGUACAAAGCUUGCACAACAGAUGGGAGAAUUGAUGGGAAGCUCUGGUGCUCUCUUGUCACCAACUAUGAUGAAAAUCCAACGUGGGCGUACUGUGAACCCUCAAAACCUGCCUCCUGCGUCUUUCCCUUCAAGUUUAGGAACAAGUCACACUCCUCGUGCACCAAAGAAGGAAGUGUUGAUGGGCAGCUGUGGUGUGCCACAACUCCAGACUAUGACAAAGACAGCAGUUGGAAAGGAUGUUCCCUCCAAGAGUAUGGAGGGAACUCCAAUGGCCAGCCCUGCUGGUUCCCUUUCACCUUCAACAACCAGACAUAUGAUGCCUGCACCAAUGAGGAUGACGACGGCGAGAAGAAUGGGGGAUACUGGUGUUCCACUACUCCAAACUACGACGAGCAAAAGCUAUGGAGCUUCUGUGCUGACACAAAUUUGAGAAGUGGGGAAGUUUUAUUACCAGAUGGAGAAUCUACAAGGAGCUGUUUCUUUCCUUUCACCUACAAAGGCAAGACUUACACAAGCUGUACUUCAGUUGGGACAAUAAACUGGAAGUACUGGUGCUCUCUCACCAGCAACUAUGAUGCACAACGCCAGUGGAAAUACUGCGAACCUUCAGAUUUGAAAAAACAAGAUGAUUAUCAGCCAUGAAGACAAGCGAGACCGGCAACUAUCAGAAAGAUUACAAAAACCAACCAACCAAUAUCUUGGACACCUGUGAUUCCCACUACACUGUUUCACUAGUGGAGAGUGGCUAGUUUUCAUCUGGGCCUAUCCUGUUUGCACCUAUGCCACAACUAUGGAUAAAGUCUCUUACAGACUGCAGCUGCUCUUCAUCCCUGGCCGAGGAUUCUGCUAGGGACCCAGUCUCUGAAGAUGUUUUACCCUCAUCAUCAAUGAACAGCAGUUCAGAAGCACCACCAGCAUAUCUAACACUGUCGUCACUUUCAUCCUAGAUUUUCUAACUGAUACACAAACUCCUCCCCCAUCCUUUACUCACAUGAUGAGCAACUCUGUGCUCAGUUGCUGAAAAACCAAAUCUAUUCUUGCAGCUGUAGUCUUUUGGAUUAUACACAUGGUAGGACUAAGUCAUAUAAAAGCAUAGUAAUUAAAAUUAGUAAUUAAAAUCAAGCAGUAAUAUAAUUGUGUAUUUUCUGUACAGCCAUGAUUUCACUCCCUUAACAAUGAAUAUAUUGGUUCGCAUCUCGGUUAUCAUUAAUCAUCUACAGAUUAUUAUGGUUGGGCAGAAGAGUGUAAAUAGGGUAGGCCUGGUGAAAUGUUAGAAGCUGGAGUGGUGUGAAUAGACAAGG
Lacerta agilis (Sand lizard) is the source of this 1837-nucleotide messenger RNA. RefSeq names its product epididymal sperm-binding protein 1-like. Gene Ontology annotation, cellular component: cell surface. NCBI's taxonomy places the organism in Eukaryota, Metazoa, Chordata, Lepidosauria, Squamata, Lacertidae. The transcript is spliced from 9 exons. The coding region runs from base 96 to 1178 and encodes 360 amino acids. The record is from RefSeq and is a predicted model, not a curated record. Gene Ontology annotation, molecular function: heparin binding.